AAGCAGAAUUGUAUGCAGGUCUCGGCCUCGAACGGCGACGGCUCGGUCGGUGUGAAUGCAUGUACGUACUGCGUAUGUGCUUGCGCGCGGGGCUGCUGUUAAAUGAGUUGGCGCGCCGAUGUGGACGGACGCUAGGCACUGGCGCUGGCUGGGCCAUGAUCAAGGUUGCUGGUCAUUAGUUGCUGGAUGGUCGCCCGUCAGAAGAAAAUUCAGUUGAAAAUCCUGCCACUCAGACCAUUUCACGCCCGGGAUAUGGUCAUGGUUGGCAUGGCACGAUCGAUAAAGCGUUGGAGUGGUAUUCGGGGCGAGGCCUCUGCGGCCCCCGGAAGCAGUGCUACGGGAAAUACCAUGCCGACACGCAUGGCCGUGUUAACCAAAAUGGCCAGAGACGAGCCAGAAACGGUGAGAGUCCCAAGACCAAGCUCCAAGACAUGAGAAAAGAUGGGACCGGAGGACUAGGCUCCCGGACUGGGACCAUGUACGGAGUGAGGACAGGAGAAGCGGCGAUCACGCAGUGCAGUUGUCACGCCUGAGGACAACUGGACGCAUGCACAACCGACGUUACGGGGGUGGUUGGUGGUCUGUAUGCGCUGUGCGUAUUGUACAAGGUACGAAGUUGGUAAUGAGUACUCCCCAAGGUAGCAAUAUGAAUAGGUGGC
Messenger RNA from Ilyonectria robusta, 659 nucleotides. RefSeq lists its product as uncharacterized. The coding region runs from base 187 to 435 and encodes 82 amino acids. Lineage: Eukaryota; Fungi; Ascomycota; Sordariomycetes; Hypocreales; Nectriaceae. The record is from RefSeq and is a predicted model, not a curated record. The transcript has a single exon.